GAAGAAGAAGAAGAGAAAGGGUAGAGGACUUGCACAGGAUUGGCGGCCAUAGCCGGGAUCUCGUCUCUUAAUCUGAGUGCGUGGCGGUCUUGCGAAAAUCCGGGGUUCAAUCGACGACUUUUCGUCACGGCGUGACCUGGUAGUUGUAGAUCGGCGGUGCCACUUUGGAUCCGUGCGGGUGGACGCCGGUCAUUGCUUGGACGCCCGCUCGUCUUUUCCCCUGUUUUUUUUCCGCCCAACUGUUGAUCCUUCAGCUCCGUGUCAUGAUCGUCGGGGAUUUUUGUUUUUUUUGUUUCUCCCCCUUUUUUCAGAUCAGUUGUGGGUAUACUGGGAUGUAGGAGAAGAUUAUCAAUCUCUUUGCUGAGUGGAUUAUUUCCGUUUUUCUGAUGGGACUUCGGUAACUUUCCUAUUAGAUUUCGGCAUUUGAGGGUGGGUACUGGGCUGUGACAAAGAGGAGGGUGGAUUUCUUGGCAGAUCUCGGGAUCCUGCGUCCUUUGCGGUGUCAAUUUUCCUGUUCGGUUUUUCUUCUUUCGAGCCGGUGGAUCUUUUUUGUUGGGUUAUAGGUGGGAAGGACAUGCUGAGAGGGGCGUAUAGGCCCUUUGUUUGAUAGGGAGUUUUGGUGAGGAGAUCGUGUUUUUUAUUUUUAUUUUGCAUUUUCCCUUUUUUUUUCCAGUGAAUUAUUGCUGAUGCGGUUCGGACAAGGAGGGGUCGCUCUGUUAGGCCGAAGCUUUCUUGAGUCUAAUGGGUAUGAUUCAAGUUCGCCAUUCUUCGUCUCGUAAGCUUUGUCAAUUGUGCGUAUUUUCCACGUAGCUUUCAUCCCAUGGUGUCCACUGUCAGUAAUUGCGGCGAUUUCACCUGCAUCAGCUGAGGGAUCGUAAAGGAAGUGGUGGAUGCAGAGUUUGUUUGAUCGAAAUUUUUGAGAAAAGGAUGCAGAGGCGUGCUAUUACGGUACAGUUUUGUGAGCACUUUUACGCGGGAAGAUUAGCACACAUGAAUGAUAAGCUUGAGUUUUAAGCGAAUCCAUUACACGAGGUGCGCAACUGAGUGCCAUGAAGCCUGUCACUUUGUGCGUUCAAUUCAGUGCAGUGCUGGUGGUGCUCUUCCUUUCUUUCUAUUUGGGGCGGCCUAUCUACCUCGAAUCUUUUGCAAAUACGCAAGAUGCUACUUCCCAGCCUACUUCAGGGUUGAUUUCAGGCUUCCGUGAGUGGCGAAAUGGAGGUGGAUCGACAUCUGGGGAACAGAAUGAAACGCGAUCCCAGAAACCUGGACGUCGGUCAAAGCCUGGCAGAAAUGAUGAAACCAAUUUUGGAUUACAUCCAGCGUUGAGACAGCCCAUAUGGGAGGUUCCUCCUGCUGGAAGUCAGUUGCCGCCACGAGAUGCGUUUGCCUUGACGAAAGAGAUGAUUGAAUUCCGGGCUAAAAAGAAUGUAAUAGCGGUGACGUUCGCGAAUUUUGCUUUUAUGGAUUUCGUCCUUAAUUGGGUUCGGCAUUUAACCGACGUCGAGGUUACAAAUAUCCUCGUUGGCGCGAUGGACACAAAAAUCCUUGAAGCUCUUUUCUGGAAAGGGGUUCCAGUCUUCGACAUGCGCAGUGGCAUGGAGACGGUUGAUGUUGGGUGGGGUACUCCCAAGUUCCACAAAAUGGGCAGGGAGAAAGUUAUACUUAUCAAUGCUUUUCUUGCUGAAGGAUAUGAAAUUCUGAUGUGCGAUACGGAUGUUGUUUUCCUUCAGGAUCCUUUCCCGUACUUCGAGCGCUUUCCUGAUGCGGACAUUUUGACCUCCAGUGACGAGGUUGUAAAUUCUGUGGACGACGACAGACUUGAAUUCUAUGGACAAUCAUGGGGGGCUUACAACAUCGGAAUAUUUUUCUGGCGUCCAACAACUAUAGCAAAAGAGCUCGCAAAGGAGUGGUUACAACUCCUGCUCUCAGAUGAUAAAAUAUGGGAUCAAAAUGGAUUCAACGAUCUUGCGCGGAACGUAACAGGUCCCUCCGUUGGACACGAUAGUCUUUUCUGGGCGUAUCGGGGAAAUCUAAAGAUGGGCAUUUUACCAGUCAGUCUAUUUUGCAGUGGUCAUACGUACUUUAUACAGGAACUGUACAAGAAGCUAGACUUGGUGCCAUAUGCAGUACACACGACGUUCCAGUUUGGAGGCACUGAGGGGAAGCGGCAUCGACUCCGCGAAGCAAAGUUGUUUCACGACCCCCCUGAGUAUUUUGAUACACCUGGUGGUUACAUUUGGUUUAAAAUCUCCAUACCACAGUCUCUUCUAUCCGGUGGCUUGCAUACUGUUGAGAGCCACUUUGCUUUAGUAAAUCAUCAGUUAAUCCAAAUUCGGACGGCAUUGGCAGUUGCAUCAGUCUUAAAUCGCACACUUAUUAUGCCCCCUAUAUGGGCCCGAUUUGAUCGAAUCUGGUAUGGACAUCCUGGUAUUCUUACAGGAACAAAAACUAGCCAACCGCUCAAAGUCCCUCUCGACCAUGUAUUUGAGGUUAAUCGUAUGGUGGCUGACCUCAGUGAGAUUGAAUUUGGACCUCAAAUUGGCAUCAGGGAAUACUCGUUUUUAGAGAAUCCUCUAUUGGAAAAUAAGGUGAAAAAGUCAGUAUUGAAGGUCAAGCUAUGCGACCGAAAGUUAGCCGGCUGCUCCCACAAAAAUAAGGUGUCCUCUGGAGUUUUGAAGCUCCCUAAAAAUAGCACUGACGAGGAGCUGUCUGCCAAGUUGGACAUUUUCAACAAGUUUAAAAUACUAGAGUUUACAUCUGCUAUUGACGUCUUCGGAGGAUUUAGAAACAUUGAUCGAGGCAUGAAAUUUACUCGUAGGAUCAAGAGCUACACAGGGAUAUGGUGUUGUGUGAUGGACAAAACGCCUGGGCACAUCUGGUAUGACAUUUACUGGGAUGAGAAACCUAACUGGAAGCCCUUGCCCCCUGCUACACCAGCUGACGAUCACCAACCCGAAUAACUUUGGACGAAUCAGUUCAUAGCUCCUUACACCCUCUAACAGCUAUGUAGAAUUAGGUCAAAUAACUAGAACAUCUUUCAUAUGUUAACACAAAGUUAGCCGCGGCAUCUACGGAACGCAUUUCCAUGCGAUGCGCUUCAUUGACAGACUUACUGUUGGCAAUUGGGCACUGGAUGUGUUUUUAUGGCUGCUGCUGAGGUGUAGGAAGGGUUGAUAUGGCCUCAAGCACCAGAAGAGAAGACGUCUUGAAUUUUGAUGCAGUGGCAUGAUAACAGAAGACACCUGGAAAUGUCGACAUGUUUUCAUCUAGAUACACAUCUAGCUUCAGAGCUGGAUAUGCGGAUGCAUCAUCUUGUAGGUGGUAGGAAUAGCCACGAAUCCUGGUUAUGGAAUACCCAAUUUUUAAAAUUCCAACGUAGUGCAGAGACUGUAGACUAGACUGAGAGGUGUACAUUACAUCACAGUAUCCACCACUAGGUUGGUGCAAUUUUGCUAGUUUUAAGAGGAUAUUGACACCGUCAAAGAUGGAUUAUCUCAGUUAGCAACCAUUCAUGUGCACACGCAUGGAGCCGAAUACAUUCGACAGCUUUAAUUGGGUGUGUGAGCGAUGAACUGGCACUCAUGCUUUGAUCAUGUUAAUAUGAUAACUCUGAAAAGAAAGAAAAAGAGGCACCUUCUAUUACAAGGGAAAUAAAUAUUAAUAUUGACUCCUGAAA
This is a messenger RNA of Physcomitrium patens, 3676 nucleotides long. RefSeq names its product arabinosyltransferase XEG113. Gene Ontology annotation, cellular component: Golgi apparatus. Lineage: Eukaryota; Viridiplantae; Streptophyta; Bryopsida; Funariales; Funariaceae. The record is from RefSeq and is a predicted model, not a curated record. Gene Ontology annotation, biological process: cell wall pectin biosynthetic process. Gene Ontology annotation, molecular function: arabinosyltransferase activity.